UAACCCCCACCUGGUACUCGGCCUCCAGGCUGGCGUUAACCGGCGCCGGCUGGUAGAAACACUGCCUCCGGCCGGCGGGUAAUAAAAAGGGCCGGCUUCAGACGGUAAACAAGAGAGGCAGCCAUCUCGGGGCACAGGGCCCACUGUCGAAGGGGGCAGCGGAAAGGGGGGUGGCUUUGCCACUCUGCGAAGAUUUUCUAUUCGGAACUUUGGAAGCAUGGCAAUUUUGAGGUCCUCUAAUUCAAGAAUCACGAGUGAAUCCUGCGAAAAGAUGCCCUGGAGAAUCCUCGUCCUCGUAGCUGCUCUAGGCUUUUUGGCAAUCCCGGCUCCAUCCAUUUCCUUGACCUCGCGUGCUGGUGACGACGGAGGGGACUCCAUCAGCAUUCAGUGUGUGGCCCCCGAGGGCCUCAAGGGAGCCACAUUCAUCCUGUUUAAGGGAGAGGAGGCAGUGCAGACGGUCCAGGCGCCGGAGACCCAGCCCGGAAUCAACAUCACACUGACCAACUCAAGCCGGGAGGCCCUCGGCCAAUACCGGUGUCAGUAUGUGGUGAUAGGUGAGGUCGGAAAGCAAUUCUCAAACUUGAGUGAGCCAGGGAACAUCACCUUUACAGUGCCCCUCUGGGUCUUGCCAGUCUCCCUAAGCCUGGCUGGAGCGCUAAUCCUCAUUGUGAUUCUGGUGGUGGUCAUCGUGGUGAUUAGACGAGUUAGAAUCGCCAAACUGCAGAAGAAAAGGCAGAGAGAAUCGUGCUGGACUGAAGCAAACUAUUCCACUACAGAUAUGUCAUUCAAUAACACCCUGUUCUCCAUUUCGAUGAAAAUGGCCCCAGAAGACAUGGACACUACUCUUGAGUCUUUCACCAGCUCAUCCACGGGCCCCGAAUCACUUGUGCCCAAGAAGAGGCCCAUGUCUACCUCCAGUCCAGAGACCCCGGAAUUCACCACUUUCAGGUCUUCUGAAUGACUCUGGCUCUUCUGAGUCUUUCCCCGGCUUAACGGAGAAGGACCAGAAAGGAGACUCCCACGGGGAAGGCAAGCUCUGCACCAGCUUCCUGGCACACAACUCUAAACUUCCUCCUCUCAGGGAAUUUUUUCUUGCUCUAAUCCAAGCUUGGAUCAUCAGAAUCCAAACACAUCCUUCUGGAAAUCCCAGCUUCCACAGUUCUCUCCAGACGGGGCCUUGUCUGUCGAGCAGGAUGGAGGGACCCACGACUUGCUGAAGCUGAGGGACAAGGUGGCUCUGGAGUUAACGUAGAUCCUGCGCAGAGGUACUUUAAAGCUCUCCAAACCCCAGUCACAAGGGGAAGAAGAUACCUGUCUGCUGGGCAUUACGGCUUCCACAGUCAUCGAUGGAGUGAAGUGAUAUUCGGAUAGGUUGCAAAAUCAGAAUUAGAUUCGGGACAAAAUCUUCUGCCUGGAUUUCCAGACUCUCAGGGGACACCGAAUUGCAGGGUGGAAGCAGCCAGCAAACUCAGUGCUUCCAAUGACUUGAUUCCCAUGAAGGGAAUUUGGUAGAAUUUCUCUACCGCCGGUGCUUUCCAACCCCUGGUCCUUCGGUGUUACUCACCUCCGGGAUUCUCCCUGGCAACCACCACGUGUUGGACUGGGCCUCUGGGAUGUCCACCCCCACCCCCAAACCCCCUUUUCCAGUUUAUAGAGUUACGUGUGUUCCGUUUAUUUCUUGUGUGACCACCAGACACUGGUGGGCAGAGCUGCCUAAGUUAUUCGGUUAAUUAUAAACAGUGUUGAAGCAUUUUCAA
Ornithorhynchus anatinus (platypus) is the source of this 1757-nucleotide messenger RNA. It is a transcript of the gene CX2H19orf38, whose product is annotated as chromosome X2 C19orf38 homolog. The record is from RefSeq and is a predicted model, not a curated record. Lineage: Eukaryota; Metazoa; Chordata; Mammalia; Monotremata; Ornithorhynchidae. The transcript is spliced from 9 exons. Bases 218 to 961 code for a protein of 247 amino acids.